AAAUAAGGUGGUAGCGAUAACAUCGCUGUUGUUGUUAUGAGAUGCAAUAUUUAUUUAACCUUGCUGAUAACACUGUCCCUGAAAUCUGAAUGGCCCCCUUGUCUUCCUUUCUCCCUGUAUAUCAGACUUCUAGUUUGCCAUCAGAGAAUAAAUGCAACAGAGGAAAUCUGAGGAGCAGGGGUGUAGUCGUCUGGGGUUCAACGAUGCUACGCAUAGAGAAAGAGUUGAAUGAACUUCUUAUCUGUAAGGAACAAGAACUGAAAGAGCUACAAACUCGUCAAAUCCACUUUCAGAAAACAUCACUGCAUGAAACCAGAAAGCAGCUUCAAGAAAUGUAUAGGAAAUUCAACAGUUUAAAGGAAGACUUCACCUAUAACCUUAGAGUCUUAGAGGAGAGAGACAGAGAGCUGGAGCGCUAUGAUAACUUGUUCACACAGUUGAAAAUGGCAGAAAAUACUAAACAGGCUGAGGUUAGUGACCUUAGAAUACAGGUAAGUAAGCUGCAGCAGGCACUUGCUCAGGAAACAAAAAAACAAGAGGCUCUGCAAUACCAAUAUCAACAAAAGCUUAAAGAACACCAGUUGGAGUUGGAGCAGCUUCACAGUUCUAAAGACUCUGAUAUCAGUCACCAUCGUGAGGAAUAUGAGAAUAUGAAGCAGCAACUGGAUAGAAAAGUCCAGGAAGUAGAAGGUGAACUUGCUUUGCAAAGACAGGAACUUCUGGUCGAAUUUGAUGCAGAAAUAAAAAAGAGAGAGCAUGAGUUUCGACGAAAAGCAGAUGAAAUGAGCAAUGUAGUUCUGUCCCAUGAGCUUAAGGUGAAGCUGUUGACCAAAGAAUUGGAGGCCUUGAAAGCGACUGGGACAGAAGUAGCUAAAUCAUUGAAAGCAGCAGAAGCAGUGAAUUUGGAGCUGGAGAAAGAAGUUAAAUGCAAGGAUUGGGAAAUAAAGGAUCUUGUAGCUGUGAAAGAUGCUCAGAUACGGGAUUUAGAAAGAAAACUUGAUUCAGUACAGCUGAUCUGGAAAAAAGAAAAAGAAACGUUUGAAAAAAAACAUGCAGCAAUAGAUCAAUUUGCCAGGGAAAAGGAUGCAAUGCUUGCUUCAGUGAAAGAGGCCCAUACUGAGCAGAUAUGUAAGUUGGAAAAUCAAAUCCGAGACCUGCAGAUAAAUAAGGAAACUUUGGAAAUGGAAUUACGUCGAGCUGAAUGGAGGCAUGCAGAUUACUUGAGAGAGAAAGAAACUGUCAUUGAAAAACUUGAACAAGAGCUGGAGGCACUGAAAAAAAGCUGGGAUUCUCAAGUAGCUCAGAUAUCCAGGGAGACAGUUUCAAAACACCUUGAGAUUCAAGCACUGCAAGAGGAAGAUGUGAAGCUAAGAGGACAAUUAUAUAGCUUACUGCAAGAUAUUGAGAGGUAUAAACAUCAGCUUUCAUUAGCAGCUGAGAGAGAAGAGAUUCUGGAAAGGGCUAAAGUGCAAAUAGAGCUGGACUGGCAGCGGCGUUGUGAGAAUGCUGAAAGGAAUCAAUAUCAGAAAUCUGAGGCUCUAAUACAGAGCCUGUCAAAAGCUAAAGACCAGGUUACUGCUGAACUACAGGAGAAGGAACAGAAAUUGCAUGAAAUGGAAAUGGUCCUGUCUGCUGUAACCCCUGAAAGAGAUCAAGCUGUUUGGGAACUUCAAAAACAUAGUCGCUUCCCGAAAGGAGUGAAACAGGAUACUUUAGGAACCAUUGAACUAGGUUUUCCUUCUGCUGAAAUUCAGAGAUUACAAGAGCAAAACAGUACCUUGCGGUCUGUUAUUGCAGAAAUGAGGAGAGAAAUGGAGACUCUUAAUAUUCAGGCUGUUUCCUCUGAGCAAAGCAAAACAAAAGUACAAGAUGCUGAUAAAAGCAACUCUACUGUACCUCCAUUUACUCACGACUAUGUUAAAUCCCUGGAAGAGGAGGUAAAAAUAUUGAAGAAAAAAUGCUGGGCCAUGGACAAAGAACAUGAAAAUGCAUCUGAAGUUCCUGGAAAAUUAUUUGUGUCUUCUCUAAAAUCAUCCAGUUGUAAUAAAAAUACUCAAACUUUCCACCAAGACCACAUUAUCAGUGGAAAUGAUGGUACAUUAGAUCCAGAUGAAGUUGCUACCAAAACUGUUUUGGAAAAGCAAAACCAAAGGAAAACCCCUCCAGUGGCUUCAGUGGGAACACAAAAACCACAAGUGAAUUCAGUGAUCAAGAAGCUUCAGGAGGACACUCUACAUCUCAGGCAACAGUUAUUUGGCAUGGAGGCAGGUGAUGGGCCUCAUCAACAUAAAGGACAUUAUGCACAAGUGAUGCAAGGUAGAUUGAAGGAUGUUGUGAGAAAGAUCUGCAGUUUGAGCAAAGAGAAACAUCAGCUACUAGAGAUGGUAAACAGAUUGAGAGCAGAACUUGGAACUGCUUCAAAGGAAGGAUCUCAGGAGUUUGAGAGCUCAAAGCAACCUCAAGGUCACACUUUCUCUCAUGCUGUCUAUCCUAAAGAACUUGUCAGGGAGACUAAGCACUGUCUUUUGGCUUUAGAACAUCUGCAGUACCAGCUUACGAUACAGGAGCUACAGUAUGCACAGAGAAACCAUGCCUCAGGAAAAUGUCCUUAUUUUGUUGAGAACUUAAACAACGAAAAUGUCCCAAGUAGCAGCAGCUGUAGUGAAGGAGCAGAAAUCCCUUUGAAACAGGUUCAGUUGGAAUCAUUUGUUAGAAAUUGUACUGCAGAUUCCCCAAGGCAUGAACCACACCAGUCUCAACUGCUCAGAGAAGAAAGUCCCAGCCAACAUCAGCAAGGCCUGUUGUCAUCAUCUAGUACACAUGGCUCCCUGGAGGAAAUAUGUCAAAUUCUAGAGAUGGGAUCAAGCCCUUCUAUUCUGAGCUCCCAGAGCAACAAUGAUCAAGAGAAAUCCCAGAUUAUCCAUGAACCUGAAAGACUUGAAGACUCUCAGGGAACACCAGCAGCUGCCUUGACUAUAAGGGGAACUAAGUUUGAUGUUCAAUUGAAGCAAAAACCGAACAAGACAUCUUACAACCAAUUCAGAAAGGCCCAAACUCCUCAGCGAAUGUCCAAAAUCCGAAACUACAAUAUAAAAGAUUAGGCUUUCAGUGAGAUAGAAGAUUUUGUUUCUGAAUUAUGGAGAGUGUUUUGUUAUUAAGCUGCAGUACCAAGUUUAAGUACUACUUUGUCCAUGUUAUUGGUAGUUUGGUCUUGUAAUUAAUUUCACUAGCCAAUCUCCUCCUUACU
Rhineura floridana is the source of this 3247-nucleotide messenger RNA. RefSeq names its product coiled-coil domain containing 57 (gene CCDC57). NCBI's taxonomy places the organism in Eukaryota, Metazoa, Chordata, Lepidosauria, Squamata, Rhineuridae. The coding region runs from base 90 to 3101 and encodes 1003 amino acids. The transcript is spliced from 18 exons. The record is from RefSeq and is a predicted model, not a curated record.